Molecule: messenger RNA, 1063 nt
Organism: Hibiscus syriacus
Lineage: Eukaryota; Viridiplantae; Streptophyta; Magnoliopsida; Malvales; Malvaceae
Product: 5'-adenylylsulfate reductase-like 5
Exons: 4
Coding region: 40-948 (302 amino acids)
Source: RefSeq, a predicted model, not a curated record
CUCUUUUAUCUUUUUGUAGUGAUUUCUUUUAUUUUGUAAAUGAAAUCCAAAAGUGAUUCUUCUUCUUCCUCCCUUCUUUUGUUCUUCUAUAUAUCAGCCUUUUGUUCAUUACGCUGCGUUCUGGGUUCUUCUAUCUGCUCUCUUGAAGCUGAUGUGUUCAUUAGAAAUAUUCAGUUUCAAUGCUCUGAUUCGAUCUCUCCAAUCCCCCCUCUUAAGGUUGAUGGAGACUUUCUUGACAGAGCAUUGAGUUCCAAACAGCAAAAUGGUUACACUUCUGUGCUCUUUUAUGCUUCGUGGUGCCCAUUCUCUCACGGUUUGUGCCCAAAAUUUGACAUUCUGAGUUCCAUGUUCCCUCAAUUAGAGCAUCUUACAGUCGAACAAUCUUCGACUUCACCAAGUAUAUUUUCGAGGUACGGAAUUCAUAGUUUGCCUUCAAUUUUGAUUGUGAACCGAACAUCAAGGGUACGAUACAAUGGACCUAAAGAUCUCCGCUCAAUUGUUCAAUUUUUCAAGAAAACAACAGGGUUUGAACCCGUUCAAUUUGUUGCUGAAAAAGAACCCAAUGCAUCUGGAGACCACGACAAAUAUAUAAUGUCUCGGGAUGAGUCGUCUCCUAUGGAGAUAGUAAAACAGGAGCCCUACUUAGCAUUUGCUUUGAUGUUUCUCUGUUUAAGAGUAUUUUUACUCGUACUCCCAGAAGUACUGUCUCGUCUCAAGGCUCUCUGGAUUUCCUACGCUAUGCAGUUUAACUUGGAAAUAUUCGGUGAGACGAGUCAGUUGCUUGUGCGAGCCCUUCACAUGGUCGAUGUUCGUAGAGUUUGGACCAAGCUGAGGCUACGCAAGACCCAGAAUUUUCAGCAAGGUGCAAAGAGUGCCCGUGUUUGGGCUUCUUCACUAGCAUCCGUUUCUUUGGGAGAAUCUUCAGCUAGAUCGUCAUCAUCAUCCUAGAUUGGAGUUUUAUAGAAGUGAGCUAUACCAUAGGAGAACAAAUCCAUCAGGCAUUGUUUUCGAUGCUUUUCAUGGUAAAAAAUUAGCUGACCCUUAUUCCCAUAUGUAAAGGGGU